Messenger RNA from Gossypium raimondii (Peruvian cotton), 695 nucleotides. RefSeq names its product protein GOLVEN 6. The transcript is spliced from 4 exons. The coding region runs from base 126 to 521 and encodes 131 amino acids. The record is from RefSeq and is a predicted model, not a curated record. Lineage: Eukaryota; Viridiplantae; Streptophyta; Magnoliopsida; Malvales; Malvaceae.
UCUGUUCCCUUUCCUCUUUGUUUAAUGGGGGCUUUGCUUGAUAUAAAAGCAACCCACUUUGAGAAAAUUAGAAAGUUGUAGUCAUACAAGAAAAGAACAGAAAAUCUUCAGAGAAUUGCAGUGAUAUGGAGUUGAUAGUGUCCAUUACCGUGCUGUGCUUUACCUUCUUAGCACCGCAAACACCUUGUACUUCCCUGCAAAUCAAGCAAUCAUCAAAUGAACAAGCAAAAGGAGUUCAUCUUUCUCAGUACCCAACAUUGCCAAGGAAGCUCAGAUUCACUGAGGAAGUUGUAGCAUUUAAGGGAAAUGAAGCUCAUCAUUCAAUUACAAACACCAAGCAGAAGGAACAUGCUUCAGGCAAGGCAUACCAGAAAGAGAAAGGCACAGUGCAUGCAAGUCGAGGCACAAGGCAAGAAUGGAUGGAGUCUGGGACUGACAUUUCGCAAUAUUUUACUAUGGAUUAUUCGCACGUAAGAAGACGACGCCCCAUACAUAACAAGUCAUUGCCGGUUGUUCCUUGAAACCUGGGGGGAUCCCAUCCUUCUUUGAUGUGUGCUUUUGAUCAGUCCCCAUCAACAACAACAGUACAGAUAACAAUCCUUUUUUAGGAUCACAAUUUUGUUAACAAAAAUAUAUGUAACACCAAUUACUGCUUUUGUAAUAUAAUUAGGGAAAUGAGGAACCUGUCUUCUUUU